AUGAUAGGCCACGCACUCCGGCACGCCGCUGCAGCGUGCUUUCUGCUGCCGCUGCUGCUAACUCUCCUCUUGACGAGCCCAGAGCAGCUAUCUGCCAUUAACGACACCGAUCGUGCUGCCGUUGCGCUCUUCAACUACAUCGGCGACGCCUCCUUCGCAUUGACUGGCGCGCUUGCCGCGGGCGAGGAGGGAAUGGAUCUCAUGGGCUGCCUUGUCGUCGGCUUCGUCACAGCGCUCGGAGGCGGCACCUUUCGAGACAUUGUGCUCGGGCGGACACCAGUCUUCUGGCUCACCGCGUGGGACGAGGCCGCACUAGCGCCCAUGGUGAGCGGCCUCGCUUUUUUCUGCUGGCCGGCCGUUGCCCGCCGGUUGCGCUUGACCACUGAGGACGAGUGGCUCUUCUGGACCGACACCGUCGGGCUCGGCGCAUUUGCGGCGAACGGCGCCUACGUCGGGAGCAGCGUCAGCCCUCGGAGCCCGCACGUCGGCGGCGCGGCGCUGUGUGGCAUGUUCACCGCCACCUUUGGCGGCCUGACACGCGACGUCCUCCUCCGCCGCCCCGUGCGGAUCCUGCACUCGCACGCCGAGAUCUACGCCGCGCCGGCCCUCCUCGGCGGUGCCGCGACCGCCCUCUGGCUCUCGGCGGCCCCGACGCAGGUCGAGCAGGCGCUGCUCCUAGGCCUGUGGCUGACGAUACAGCCGCGUUGGUCGGCGCGCGCCGCCGCCGACCAUCACCACCGACCGACAGCUCGCACGGCCGUGCGGCAUUUCUCCUCCCUGCUGCUCGCCGACUCCUCCUCCCCCCGCAUGACCGACGACUACCCGUCCUUCGGCGACUCCUCCCUCCUCGGCACCAACGUCUACUACCCGUUCGCGGCCCGGUGA
Emiliania huxleyi CCMP1516 is the source of this 885-nucleotide messenger RNA. RefSeq lists its product as hypothetical. Bases 1 to 885 code for a protein of 294 amino acids. The transcript is spliced from 3 exons. The record is from RefSeq and is a predicted model, not a curated record. Gene Ontology annotation, cellular component: plasma membrane. NCBI's taxonomy places the organism in Eukaryota, Haptophyta, Isochrysidales, Noelaerhabdaceae.